Molecule: messenger RNA, 408 nt
Organism: Fonsecaea multimorphosa CBS 102226
Lineage: Eukaryota; Fungi; Ascomycota; Eurotiomycetes; Chaetothyriales; Herpotrichiellaceae
Exons: 1
Coding region: 1-408 (135 amino acids)
Biological process (GO): translational initiation
Cellular component (GO): nucleus
Molecular function (GO): RNA binding; translation initiation factor activity
Source: RefSeq, a predicted model, not a curated record
AUGUCGCGCCGUAAGAUCCGCAGUGCCGCCGAAGAGACCCUGACUCCUCCCGACUCUCUGGCUCCCGGUCAGUUGAUCGCUCGCGUCGUCCAGACCCACGGCAAAGACCUCUAUACUGUCCAGGCCCCCGACUCGUCCACCUUUCUCGUCGAACUCGAAGCCCGUUUCAGAGCCACCAUCUUCGUCAAGCGCGGCGGCUAUGUUCUGGUCGAUACCACCACCACAGCUGACCGUGACAACAAGAUCCGGGGGGAAAUCGUGAAUAUCGUAGGCGACGAAAAAGCCUGGAGGAAACAACCGUUCUGGCCGCAACAGUUCGUCAAGAAGACCACAUUGGCAGACAGUGACGACGAUGACUCGCGUGUGGGGAAGCUGCCGCCCUCGGACAGUGAGGACGAAAGUGGGUGA